Molecule: messenger RNA, 411 nt
Organism: Ricinus communis (castor bean)
Lineage: Eukaryota; Viridiplantae; Streptophyta; Magnoliopsida; Malpighiales; Euphorbiaceae
Exons: 1
Coding region: 1-411 (136 amino acids)
Source: RefSeq, a predicted model, not a curated record
AUGGCUUUCUUUGGACUAACUAACAGAAACCAGGAAGCUGAAAUCAAUCCACUAGUCUCUCAUGGCAAUCUUUUUGAAUUUGAUGAGGCUGAUGUUUGGAGUAGUAAUAGUAAUAAUAACAAUAACAAUUCUCGAGCAGUUUCUCAGUCUGAGGCCAAGAAAAUGCUCCCAAGAAAAGGUGGCGGCAGGAACAACAUGGUGGUGACUAAAACUCCGGUGACCUGUGCUUCCUCACUUCCGGUGAACAUACCAGAUUGGUCAAAGAUUUACAGGGUAGAUCAUAGAGGUCAGAGUAAUAAUCUUGAUGAUCAAGAUAGCGAUUAUGAUAUUCUUAAUCAUGAUGACGAUGCUUAUGAUGGUAGGGUUCCACCACAUGAAUAUUUAGCUAGAAGGGGUGCUGCCUUCUUCUGA